GACCUGCAGGCGAUGUCGGCGGAGCUGCUGGGCCAGCUCGAGGCCGCCAAGGCAGCGCUCAACGAGAAGAUCUCGGGCGUCGACCGCAGGCUCGCUGACGAGGUCCAGCGGUUUGGCACGUCCGUGAAGACCCUUGAGGCCGUGGCGGCGCGCCUGCAGAGCGCCGACGAGGAGCUCGGCAGAGGCCUCGACGGCGUGGGCAGGGCGGCUCGAGCCACGGAGGCGAGGCUGGACGAGGGCCUCCGGGCGCUGCAGGAGGCGCAGGAGCGGGCGCAGAGUGAGCUGCGCGCCAGGCAGGCGGCCUCCGACGAGGCGCUCGACCGGACGCUGCUCGGCCUGCGGGCCUCGGCGGACUCCGCCCUCGCCGAGGCGGGGAUCCGCUCUGGCAGCGCUCGAAGAGGCGCACGGCCGAGGGCCAGGCCGCACCCCCCGCAGCGCCGCAGCCAGGCGAGGCCGCGCCCGCAGCCAGUGGUGGCAGCGGCAGCGGCGGCAGCCAGGCAGCGGCAGCGGCAGCGCCGCAGGCGCCUGAGGGUGCGGCCGCAGGUGCGGCAAGCGACCUGGGCCGCAGGGACAUCCGGGCGAAGGAGCAGAUAG
Molecule: messenger RNA, 594 nt
Organism: Prorocentrum cordatum
Lineage: Eukaryota; Dinophyceae; Prorocentrales; Prorocentraceae
Source: the annotation of a GenBank genome assembly